Molecule: messenger RNA, 930 nt
Organism: Orbilia oligospora ATCC 24927
Lineage: Eukaryota; Fungi; Ascomycota; Orbiliomycetes; Orbiliales; Orbiliaceae
Exons: 1
Coding region: 1-930 (309 amino acids)
Biological process (GO): carbohydrate metabolic process
Cellular component (GO): extracellular region
Molecular function (GO): chitinase activity
Source: RefSeq, a predicted model, not a curated record
AUGCCGCCAGUCCUCCCCUCCGCCGACCCUUCCUCUGCUCCCUCACCACCCCACCAGUCCCGCAUCGUCUGCUAUCACCAAACCCACUAUCAUAACGGCAAAUUCGUAUCCAUUCUCCCUCUGCUAGCCCCAGAAUGCGGUGUAACGCACAUAAUAAUCGCUGCGAUCCAUCUCAACGCUUUACCAGCUGACGUAACUCUCAACGAUGACCCGUACAACGCGCCAAAACACGAGCCGCUUUGGCAGGAGUGUAAACAACUACAAGCUUCUGGGGUAAAAAUCCUCGGGAUGCUCGGAGGUGCUGCUAAGGGGAGUUAUACACGUCUAGACGGCCCCACGGACCGGUUUGAAGCCUUCUACGGACCGUUGAAGGAAAUGAUCGAGUAUGCUAAGCUUGAUGGGUUGGACCUCGAUGUCGAGGAACAAAUGUCGUUGCCGGGGGUUAUACGGCUUAUAGACCGGUUGAAGCAAGAUUUUGGAGGAGAUUUCAUAAUCACGUUGGCACCGGUCGCUACGGGACUUCAAUUAUUUCGUCCACACCUCUCGGGUUUCUCAUACUUUGAGCUAGAAAAGGCGUUUGGAAGGUAUAUUUCAUGGUACAACGCGCAGUUUUAUUGUGGAUGGGGUAGUAUGAACAGCAUUGCGGACUACGAGAAGAUCUUGAUGUGCGGAUGGGAUCCGAAGAAAAUCGUGGUCGGGGUGGUCACUAACCCCGGGAAUGGGGCUGGCUGGGUACCGGAUGAUGUACUUUGUGAUACACUCUCCGAGAUGAGAGACAAGGAUCCCGACAACUUCGGUGGAGUUAUGGGCUGGGAGUACUUUAACAGUAUGACCACUUCGAAUCCUGAGGAGGGACCAUGGUCUUGGAGUAGGCUUAUGACCUUGAUUGUGAGGCCGCACGUUCUAGAGGGCUUAGAGGCCCAGGAAUAA